Paramecium tetraurelia is the source of this 1808-nucleotide messenger RNA. RefSeq lists its product as uncharacterized. Lineage: Eukaryota; Ciliophora; Oligohymenophorea; Peniculida; Parameciidae. The record is from RefSeq and is a predicted model, not a curated record. The transcript has 5 exons.
AUGAAAGCAGCAAUAGAAAAAGUUAAAGGGAAUUUAUAAUGUCAUAAAUUGACAAUUAGGGAGAUUGUUCAGGAGGUUCUUAAAAAGUCUGAUAUAGAUUUUGAGGAUGAUGAAGAUCUUAAAAAGAUUGUAGCAUUGCUUUAGAAAGAUCCGAAUCAAAGAACAUAACUGGAUGUGGAUAAAAUUAGAUUGUCAUUCUUUAGAUUCAAGUUUUUCUAAGAAUUAGAAUAAUCGAUGGGGGCUGAUAUGGUUUAAGGGCUAUACAAAUAAUUGGGUUAUGAAUUGCAGAAAAAAAGACAGGUUAUUUUUAACAUCGGUGAUAUCGGAAAAAAGUUUUAUAUUAUUCUGAAGGGCAGCGUUUGGGUUUUGGUAUAGAAAAAGGGAUUGUAAGAAGGUUCCGGUCCUACAGAAGAGGAUUAAAAAUAAGAGGAACAACUAAAAAAUGAGAAGAAUAAGGAAAUGAUGGAUAAUAUGAAAAAGAAUAAGAAAAAGAAAAACAAAUAAGUAAAAUCUUAGGCAUUUGUAACUUAAGUAAAAUUAGAUGAUAUCUUUGCCACAAUGACAGAUCAAGAAUAUUUGGAUACUCAAUUUUCAACAUUAACAAAGGUAGGAAUAAUAAAUGCAGGGGAAAGUUUUGGUGAAAUAGCAUUAACUAAAUAAGUGCCAAGAACAGCCACAAUAGUUGCAGCGGAAGAUACCCAUUUUGCUACAGUUACAAGGGAUUAAUUUAAUAAGUUAUUGUCUGUUUUCUAUGAGGCUUAAUAAAAACAGAACGUUGGAUUUUUAAGCAAAGUUGCUAUAUUUUCUGAAUGGAAUGAGCAGAUGCUAAAUCAAUUGUAUUAUCAUUUCAAAUUGGAAGAAAGAAAGCUAUUCUAAGUGAUUUACAAGGAGGAGGAAGAGGCAAAUAAUGUCUAUUUACUGAAAUAAGGGGAAAUAGAAUUGUCACGGUUUGUCGAUGUAACUCAAUAAUAAAUGUCUCCAAAUCUUACACUUUAAAAGUUCUUUACAAAAUCUGAAAGAAAAUUAGAAAGAGUUCGAACUACAGUUAUUACAGCAGGUUAGAUCUUUGGGCAUGAAGAAGUUAUGGCUGGAACAAAAAGAUAAUAUAGAGCCAUGAGUAUAAGCCAGAAAGUUGUUUAUUUUGUAUUAGAUAAAUAGAGAUUCUUACAGUACUUUUAGAAGGGACAAGCAAUUCAAAAACUAUAAAAAUUUGAUGCCAAGAAACUAAAUUAAAGAGCAUAAUCUUUGGGUAUCAUGAAAGAACUCAAGAAAAUUCCUUUAUUUGUUGAACAUAGAGAUGUUCCAUUUAUAGAACCUCACUAGACUAAGACUAGAGCCAAAAAUUCUGUUGAAAGAAUAGGAAAUCCAGUUGAACAUACAGGAUAUGAAAUGCUACAAGGACAUGGUCAUAUAAACAAAGCACAUUAUAAUUUUAGAAGGAAUAUUGACGUUAUUAAAUAGAAUGUUUAGAAUAGCGAACCAUUAUCAUUAGAUAAAGCUCUAUUUCAUAUUGAGGCAAGUAAGGGUUCUUAAAUAAGCAUAAUUAAUAAAGUUUUUCCUGCCGCUGCUAGACCAAAAUAUGCGAUACCAGAAUGCUAUAUUUCGUCUUAAACUAUUAUCAAAUCUUUGAAGUUACCGAAAAUCUUAACAGAGGUUGAUUCAGUCAUGCUUAAUAGAACAAAUAAGGAGUACUUGAAUAGUUUCAAAGCUUCCUCAAUCUAUUCAAAUGGAUUUCCUAAUGAAUCACAACAGACAUUAAAUUGAUACUCUUUAUUCUUUAUUUAAUAGAGCCAAUUUAUUGUAAUCAA